This is a messenger RNA of Lithohypha guttulata, 1383 nucleotides long. RefSeq lists its product as uncharacterized. Gene Ontology annotation, cellular component: U5 snRNP. The transcript has a single exon. Bases 1 to 1383 code for a protein of 460 amino acids. NCBI's taxonomy places the organism in Eukaryota, Fungi, Ascomycota, Eurotiomycetes, Chaetothyriales, Trichomeriaceae. The record is from RefSeq and is a predicted model, not a curated record. Gene Ontology annotation, molecular function: protein binding.
AUGCAAUCUGCAAAGCGCUCAGCCGAAGACUUCGCGCGAGUCCACCACGAAGCCUUCGAUACAGACCACCCCUCCAAGAAACCUUGCUUCGACGUGCGCAACCCUUCCGCGCUCGCCCCCGAUGAACUAGAAGACGAUGCCGUCCUAGACGCAGAUGUCAUCGGCGCACGAGGCCAACAAGUCAAGCGCGGUGCAGUCAACGUAGACGGGUACGACUCCGACAGCGACAAUGAGAACUUCGAUGCUAGAGCUGCUGCCAAAGCCAAGGCACAGAAGGAUGCAGAUCGGAAGACAAAAGAGGAGGAGCAGGAUGAUAUGUUUGCCGAGCUGGAGGAGGAGUUCAACAAGGAUGGGGACGACAGUGAAGGAGACACCGAACGCAAAGGAGGAGGGAAGAGGAAGUCGGUAAAGUUCUUGGACGAGGAUCAGAUUGAGGGACAGGUCAAGAAUUCUAAAAGUGGUGGACAUGUUAGUGCUGAUUUCUCUCUGAAUGGAAGUGCGAGGAAACAUGGGAAGGGCAAGGAUAUUGACCAGGAACAAGAGAGCAGCUCAGACUCGGAAGUCGACGACGUGAUGAGAGCAGAUGCUGGUGACCUUGAUGAAGAGCUGGGUGCAGGUGGGAAGAAGAAACAUGCACCGAAACUGGAUGCUUUCAACAUGAGGGAAGAGAAUGAAGAGGGCAAAUUCGACGAACAAGGCAAUUAUGUAAGAAAAGCAGUCGACCCGGAUGCCAAGCAUGAUAUCUGGCUUGAAGGUAUCAGCAAGAAGGAGAUGAAGAAGGCUCAGGAUGCACAUGAAAAGCGAGAGAAGGAGCGUCGGCAGAAGACCAUUGAAGAUGAUGCUAAGAGUGAUGAAGACGUCUUGAGAAAUCUACUGCCACUGUUACAGCCUUCGGAGACGAUACUUGAGGCGCUGGCAAGGUUGAACAGAGGUCACAAGAAGAAGCCAAAAUGGCAGAACAAGUCGAAGAAGAAAAGCACAAAUGGUGAGGCAGAUGCAGCAGUGGACGAGACUGAUAACAAGGACGAGGAGAGGACUAAAACCAUUGAUUCUAUCACGGAAGCUGCUGACCUUUUGCUGUCUCGAGGUCAACCAGAGAUUUACGAUGCUGAAAGAGAAAUGCUCAUAAGGCAAUACCAGCGGUUGACUGGUGAGAUUUGGAAAGACCCUGACACCGAACCACCUGAGAACCAGCAACAGGAUCUGGUGACUGACUCUGCCUAUUGGCAAUAUCGCUGGUCUGAUGCUCGAGAUGGAGGCGACAGCCACGGUCCAUAUGAUACAAAUACCAUGAAGGCUUGGUCGGAUGCUGGCUAUUUUGGCGACGGAGUGGAAUUCCGGAAGGUGGGCGAGGACUGGACUCGUAUUCCUGAUUUCGUAUGA